GCGGAGCCUCGGGGCGAGACGCCGGAGCUUGUCCCGUUCCCGCAGACUACUUUUCCCCAUGGCGGACUGCGCUGGGCAGUCUUCUGCCGGCCGGAAGGCCGGGGCUCCCCGUCGCUCUCGAAAAGCCGCAGGUACUAAACAGACAAGUACUUUGAAACAAGAAGAUGCUUCUAAAAGGAAAGCAGAACUAGAAGCAGCUGUGAGAAAGAAGAUUGAAUUUGAGAGAAAAGCUCUACAUAUUGUUGAACAGCUUUUAGAAGAGAAUAUUACAGAAGAGUUCCUAAUGGAGUGUGGGAGGUUCAUUACACCUGCUCACUACAGCGAUGUCGUGGAUGAACGUUCUAUUGUCAAACUCUGUGGUUAUCCUUUAUGUCAGAAGAAGCUGGGAAUUGUACCAAAACAGAAAUAUAAAAUUUCUACCAAAACCAAUAAAGUCUAUGAUAUUACUGAAAGAAAGUCUUUUUGCAGCAAUUUUUGUUAUCAAGCAUCUAAGUUUUUUGAAGCACAAAUUCCCAAAACUCCAGUAUGGGUUCGAGAAGAAGAGAGGCAUCCCGAUUUUCAACUGCUAAAGGAAGAACAAAGUGGCCAUUCUGGAGAAGAAGUACAGUUAUGCAGUAAAGCCAUUAAAACAUCAGAUAUUGACAAUCCUAGCCACUUUGAAAAGCAGUAUGAAUCUAAUUCUUCUAGCACUCACAGUGAUAGUAGCAGUGAGAAUGAGCAAGACUUUGUUUCCUCCAUUCUACCAGGAAACAGACCAAAUUCAACAAGUAUUAGACCACAGCUGCACCAAAAAAGCAUAAUGAAAAAGAAAGCUGGUCACAAAGCUAACUCCAAACACAAAGACAAAGAACAGACAGUAGUAGAUGUCACUGAGCAGUUAGGCAAUUGCAAAUUAGAUAGUCAGGAGAAAGAUGCUACAUGUGAACUUCCUUUACAGAAAGUAAAUACUCAGAGUUCUUCAAAUAGGACUUUGCCUGAAAGAUUAAAAGCUUCAGAAAAUUCUGAAAGUGAAUACAGUAGGUCAGAAAUAACUCUAGUAGGCAUAAGUAAGAAAAGUGCAGAGCAUUUUAGGAGAAAAUUUGCCAAAUCAAACCAAGUGUCUAGGUCAGUCUCUAAUUCAGUGCAGGUGUGUCCUGAAGUUGGAAAGAGAAACUUACUUAAAGUUUUGAAGGAGACUUUGAUUGAGUGGAAGACAGAAGAAACUUUGAGGUUUUUAUAUGGCCUGAGUUAUGCUUCUGUGUGUCUGAAACCCGAAGCUUCUCUGAUUAAAGAAGAACUUGAUGAAGAUGACAUAAUCUCAGAUCCAGAUAGUCAUUCCCCUGCCUGGAGGGAAUCUCAGAACAGCUUGGAUGAGUCUUUACCUUUUAGGGGCUCAGAUACAGCCACUAAACCACUGCCGAGUUACAAGAAUUUGAAAAAAGAAACUGAAAAGUUGAAUCUGAGGAUCAGGGAGUUUUAUAGAGGACGGUAUGUUUUGGAUGAAGAAACCACCAAGUCACAAGACUCAGAAGAGCAUGAUUCCACCUUUCCACUGAUAGACUCAAGUUCCCAGAACCAGAUUAGAAAACGCAUCGUACUUGAAAAGUUGAGUAAAGUAUUGCCUGGACUUCUGGUUCCUCUUCACAUUACAUUGGGAGAUAUUUACACACAACUUAAAAAUCUUGUUCGAACUUUCAGGUUAACAAAUAGAAAUAUUAUACACAAACCUGCGGAAUGGACUUUAAUUGCUAUGGUGUUGCUGUCAUUAUUGACCCCAAUUCUUGGCAUUCAGAAACAUUCUCAGGAAGGUAUGGUGUUUACACGGUUUCUAGACACCCUGCUUGAAGAAUUACAUCUAAAGAAUGAAGACCUUGAAAGUUUAACCAGCAUAUUUAGAACCAGCUAUUUACCAGAGUGAGAUGAGGCUGGAGCGGGGGGUGGAGCCCAGAUGGCCAAAUAGGAACAGCUCCGGUCUACAGCUCCCAGCAUGAGCGACGCAGAAGACGGGUGAUUUCUGCAUUUCCAUCUGAGGUACCAGGUUCAUCUCACUAGGGAGUGCCAGACAGUGGGCGCAGGACAGUGGGUGCAGCGCACCGUGCACGAGCCGAAGCAGGGCGAGGCAUUGCCUCACUCGGGAAGCAAAAGGGGUCAGGGAGUUCCCUUUCCUAGUCAAAGAAAGGUGUGACAGACGGCACCUGGAAAAUCGGGUCACUCCCACCCUAAUACUGUGCUUUUCCAAUGGGCUUAAAAAGUGGCACACCAGAAGAUUAUAUCCCACACCUGGCUCGGAGGGUCCUACGCCCACAGAGUCUCGCUGAUUGCUAGCACAGCAGUCUGAGAUCAAACUGCAAGGCGGCAGCGAGGCUGGGGGAGGGGUGCCCGCCAUUGCCCAGGCUUGCUUAGGUAAACAAAGCAGCCAGGAAGCUCGAACUGGGUGGAGCCCACCACAGCUCAAGGAGGCCUGCCUGCCUCUGUAGGCUUCACCUCUGGGGGCAGGGCACAGACAAACAAAAAGACAGCAGUAACCUCUGCAGACUUAAAUGUCCCUGUCUGACAGCUUUGAAGAGUGUAGUGGUUCUCCCAGCACGCAGCUGGAGAUCUGAGAAUGGCUAGACUGCCUCCUCAAGUGGGUCCCUGACCCCCGAGCAGCCUAACUGGGAGGCAAAGAUGGGCUGAUUGCUUGAGUCCAGGAGUUUGAGACCAACUUGGGCAACACAGCAAAACCCUGUCUCCACCAAAAAUAAAAAAAAUUAGCCAGGCAUGGUGGUGUAUGCCUGGAGUCCCAGCUACUCAGGAGUCAGAGGUGGGAGGAUCACUUGAGCCCAGGAGGCAGAGGUUGUAGGGAGCCAAGAUUGCACCACUGCACUCCAGCCUGGGUGACAGAGCAAGACAUUGUCUCAAAAAUUAAAAAUUAAAAAAUGAGGGAAGCUGCUGUAUCUCCACUUCUUCCCUCUCUGUCCCAGAGAUAUCUCUUCAGUUAUCUCACAUGCCCUACAGGUCUAGAGACCUCAGGUGAGGAGCCAGUAGCUCAGUAUAGAAACUAAGGAUCCAAGUGGACAACUGCCACCAAGUCACCACAGGGCCAGCUGCUUUGGGAGGGUGCUGCAUCUGCCUCCCACACACUCCUGCCAAGUUUAUAUUAGUUUGGGAGGACUGAAGCAGAAUUCAGUUCAAAGUACUGUGCUGGAUUUUGGUUUCUAAAUAUUUUCCAAUAAAAAAGAACCCAGGCUUCUUGGGAAAAAGGCUAGGUUCUAAGGCUAGAGCCAAGAAAAUGCAAGAUAAGCCUGGAGCAUCUUGUAGUACCAGAAACUAAGCAAGUGCUCAAAAACAAAAGGAUAGAAGCAUGUCAGACAGACCCAGGAGCCAAUCUGAAAGAGCUCCCUCCCGGGCACAGUGGCUCACGCCUGUAAUCCCAGCACUUUGGGAGACUGAGGUGGGAGGAUCACCUGAGCCCAGGAGUUUGAGACCAGCCUGGACAACAUAGGGAGACCCCAUCUCUACAAAAAAGUAAACAAUUAGCCGGACAUGGUGGCACACGCCUAUAGUCCCAGCUACUCAGGAGGGUGAGGAUCACUUGAGCCCGGGCGGUCAAGGCUUCAGUGAGCCAUGAUUGUGGCACUGCACUCCAGCCUAGGCAAUAGAGUGAGACUGUCUCAAAAAAUAAAUAAAAUUUUAAAAUAACUGAAGAAUAUAACUGGAUUGUUUGUAACACAAAGGAUAAGUGCUUAGGAUGAUGGAAACCCUAUUUAUCCUGAUGUGAUUAUUACACAUUGCAUGCCUGUACCAAAAUACUUCAUUUAACCCAUAAAUAUAUACAUCUACUAUGUACCCACAAAAAUUAAAAAAUGUUUACAGGAGUGAACCACCGCACCUGGCCAGUGGAGUCUUUUUAAGGUAUUAUUUGGCAUCUUCUGCUUAUAGUCAUGUCCAAAAACCAGUUGAUCUUCCUACUCAUUAGGGGACAAGAUCAAUUCUCUAAAAAAUUAACCUAGCCCAAGGUAAGUGGUACUAUUCUGAAAUUUGAAAAUCUUUAGUAGCCUCACAUUAUAAACCCUUCGUAGAAAAAGAAAAGUAAGCAUUUCUAGAAGCGCAUUUUUGUUGGACUGAGGGUGGGGCAAGGAGCAGGGGUGACUUUCAUCUGAAAUGUACCUAGACAGGCCAGAGUCUGAGUUGGGACUGGCUCCUGGGACUUUGCCAUCCAGGCCAAGAAGCAUGCUCCAGUGUGCAUGCACUCUCAUCAAAGCCCUAGUCAGGAAUCCCAGCCACUCCUCUCCUGUGCAGCACAAGCUGAAGGAUAAGGUAUGGGGCAGUGACUGCGUGGGGCUGCCUGUGUGGUUCCUGAUAAAGAAAUGCCUCGAUGAAAUUUAUUGUUCCCCAAUAAAGCUCAUUUUCUGUGAGAAUUCAUGUGUCCUUUUCCAAAUUAAACUAGCAAAAUAUGAACUUUUGUGAAAUGUCCACAGCCAGCCAGUUUUCUACUCUCUAAAUGUUCAGGCCUUUGCCUGUCCUUCCCUCAGCAAAAAUACUGUGUUUUGGAAAACAUUACCAAUAAAGGAGCUGGGAGGUGGAAUUGGAUCAAAAUACCUUUAGAUGAAAGCAGCAGCACAAGCCAUUCCCUUUAAAUGAGCUGGCCUCACCUGUGGGGCCUAUGAAGAAAAGCCUGCUUCGAGGUGACAGUUUUCAUUUUGCUUCCCAGCACCUCUGCAGUCAUAACCAAAGUGAAGGACAAUAUUGCAUGACUUCAGAAGAAAGCCAUCCAGCCACCUUGCAACAUGUUGAGGAAAUUCUGGACUCCCUUGGGGCUUGCAAAACUCCCUAUGUCUUGCAGACCAAAAGCAAGUUCUCAGUCACCUAGCUCUAGUUUGCAUAAUUAAAGAAAGUGGAAGCUGGUUCUUUUCUGGGUGACCCUUCACCCAACCAAGCUCAUAAGGACUUGUGACAAAAAUAAGAUAGCAAUAAAAUGAAGUUUUAACAACAGUGAAAACUUCUAUCAUUUAGAUGAGCAGGAAAAGCCAGUCCCCUGGAUGCCCACCUGACCCUACAUUACUGGGGUCAUACAGCCAAGGCAGUGUCCACUUCAGGUACUGUAAUGUUUUGAAGUUGAUAUACAUAUAAUUUAAUGUAAUUUCAUGUCAUAAUUUAUAAGACUUUUCAGAGAAACAAUUUAGUAAUAUCUUCUGUAGUACCCAUCUUCAUUUUUUAAAUGCAAAAGCAUAGCCUAUGAUCUGUCGCCUUGCUCAUUCCCACAUCCUUACCUCUUAUCCUUCUCACAUCAUCCCAUUAACACAUUAUCCAUCUUUGGGGGAAAAAAUAAAGACACUAAAUUUUAGACAGAGUCACUUUCACUAUGGCCGCAAUGGGAGAAAAGACAGUCCACCUUCAAAGUCAACCAGAAUGACUCUAACCUCUCUUGUCUGGGCUGGGCAUCCAGAUAACAUUUUCUUCGUACAAAGAGUCUUGCUACUAGGAAAAAGAGUUUGAAAAUCACUAGUCUAACUAAAUAUCUCACUUUUAAAAAAGCACAAACUAAGACUCAAUGAGGUUUAUCUUCCACAAGAUCAAACAGUUUUAGCAGAGCAGUUGCUAAAACCCAGGUCUCAAACUCCUUGUCUAUAGCUCAUCUAACUAAGCAACAAAAAGCCCAAUGAGGUCUGGAGAGAGAGAGGGAGCUAAAACAGGACUCAAUCAAAACCCACUUGGGAUUAGGGAGGCCACCCUCUGUGAGUGAGUUAAACUGAGAUUCCCUCCCCUUCACCCUGGCUUCCUUUGCAGAACAAGGGUCACCGCCAGAGGGAGAGCUGAGUUUACGGAGGGGAUCCUGGUUGGAGUCAGAGUACACCUUGGUUUGGUUUUGUGGGGUUUUUUGAGACAGAGUCUCGCUGUCACCCAGGCUGGAGCACAGUGGCAGUCAUAGCUCACUAUAGCCUCAGACUCCUGGCCUCAAGCAAUCCUCCCACCUCAACCUCCAGAGUAUCUGGGACUAUAGGCACACACCACCAUACCCAGCUAAUUUUUUUUUUAACUUUAUACUUUGUAGAGACAGGGUCUCACUAUGUUACCCAGGUCUCAAUCACUAUGUUACUCCUUGCCUCAAGCAAUCCUCUCACCUUGGCCUCCCAAAUUGCUGAGCUUACAGGUGUCAACCACUGUGGCCAGCAGCCACACAUUGGUUUUAAGGUCCAGAAUUUUUUUGUUUGGAGCCUUCACACUUAGUUUUAGGUUGAGAGACCGUGAACCCACCAAGCAGCCCUUUAGAGGCUGGAAAAAGAGUUUGGAAAAAGAACUCUGUUGCUUUAGGAAUUUCUCUCGGAAAUCCUCUAGGGCACAGAAGGAAAAUUUACCAAAUGGGAGAGUGUAUUAGUCUAUUAUUACAUUGCUAUAAGGAAAUACCCCAGACUGGGUAAUUUAUAAAGGAAAGAGUUUUAAUUGACUCACAGUUCCACAUGGCUGGGAAAGCCUCAGGAAACUUACAAUCAUAGCAGAAGGCAAAGGGGAAGAAAGGCACCUUCUUCACAGGGGGGCAGGAAGGAGAAGUGCAGAGCAAAGUGGGGCAAAGCCCCUACAAAGCCAUCAGAUCUCGUGAGAACUCACUAUCACGAGAAUAGCAUGGGAGAACCACCCCCAUGAUCCAAUCACCUCCCACGAGGUCCCUCCCCCAACAUGUGGGGAUCACAAUUUGGAUUACAAUUCAAGAUGAGAUUUGGGUGGAGACACACAGCCAGACCAUUAUCAGACAGAAAGCUAUUACUGAAGACCUUUCUAACUCACUUCCGUGAAGAUCAAUUCAAUAAAACCAGCAAACACACAUACUUUGCUUUACUUGUGAUUAAUGCCUUGACUUUUUUGUGGAAAGUAACACCCCAAGAAAGACAGCUACUCAUGUUGGCAAUAAAGGUAAAAGUAUCUAUGGAAUAAGGACCAUUUUUAGAAAGACAAUACUUUCCCUACUACUAAGUUCUAGUCCCUUUUGUAGAAUUCUUAGGACUUUCUACAUACACAAUCAUGUCAUCAGCAAAUAAAGAUUAUUGUACUUGUUCUUUGCCAACCCAUAUGUCUUGCCUUACUGCCCUGGUUAGGACCUUCAGAACAAUACUGGAUAUAAGUGGUGAAAGCACAUAUCCUCCCCUUGUUCCUAAUUUUAGAGGGAAAGUACUCAGUCUUUCGCCAUUAAGUACAAUGUCAGCUGUAAGUUUUCCUAGAGACCCUUCCUCAGCUUGAAGAUGUUCCCUGGUAUUCAUAGUUGGCUAAAAGGUUUUUGUCAUUUUAAAUCAUAAAUGGGUGUUGAAUUUUGCCAAAGGCUUUUAAUGCAUCUAUAGAGAUGACCCAAGUUUUUUUUCCUCCUUAUUUCUGCUAAAGUUGUAUAAUUAUACUCAUUGGUAUUUUAAAUGUUAAAUUAACCUUGUGUUCCUGGAUAAGACCCACUGAUCAUGAUGCAUUUUCCUCUUUGUAAAUUGCUGUAUUCAUUUUAUUUUCUUCAGGAUUUUGCCUAUGUUUGAAGGAUAUUGGUUUGUAAUUUUUCUUGUCACAUCUUUGUCUGGUUUUGAAAUCAAAGUAAUACUGGCCUAAUGAGUUGGAAAGUGUACUGCCCAAUUCUAUUUUCUGAAACUUCUGCAUGGAUGAAGGAUUCUAUUAUUUAUUCCUUAGAUGUUUCAUACAAUUCACCAGUGACAUCAUCUCAGCCUGUGAAUUUCCCUUAUGAGACAAUUUGUAAUUAUGACUUAAAAUACUUUCAUUAAAAUAUGUAUAUUUAGGAA
This is a messenger RNA of Symphalangus syndactylus (siamang), 7730 nucleotides long. It is a transcript of the gene RPAP2, whose product is annotated as RNA polymerase II associated protein 2. Gene Ontology annotation, cellular component: nucleus; cytoplasm. Gene Ontology annotation, molecular function: RNA polymerase core enzyme binding; RNA polymerase II CTD heptapeptide repeat phosphatase activity. The record is from RefSeq and is a predicted model, not a curated record. NCBI's taxonomy places the organism in Eukaryota, Metazoa, Chordata, Mammalia, Primates, Hylobatidae.